AUGAAAUUGUACCCGAAUUCGACUGGUUUGCAGCAUGUGGCAUUUCUUCUGGCCGACCUAUUUGAUUUCCUCAUCCCGGAUGUGCCAAGUAGCCUUGCUGAACGGAUUCAACGUGAACGAUUCCUGGCCAAGCAGGCAUUGCUCGAUGUGCAUCUGGAUCAUUACUCCUCCAUUGAUCAUGCUGAUGAUGACGUCCAGGAGGAUGGCUGA
Molecule: messenger RNA, 210 nt
Organism: Echinostoma caproni
Lineage: Eukaryota; Metazoa; Platyhelminthes; Trematoda; Plagiorchiida; Echinostomatidae
Source: the annotation of a GenBank genome assembly